This is a messenger RNA of Racocetra fulgida, 589 nucleotides long. The record is from the annotation of a GenBank genome assembly. NCBI's taxonomy places the organism in Eukaryota, Fungi, Glomeromycota, Glomeromycetes, Diversisporales, Gigasporaceae.
AUGUCCAAAAAAUACAAUAUUAGUCCACCUCUUGAUCCGAUUUCAAUAGCAGAUAUGUUUUAUUAUUGUGAGUUCUGGGUACUUCACUUUAAUCGAGCUGACACUUGGUGUGCAUUGUUAAGUGAUGAUGAUCUUAUGCUUGCUCGAUAUUAUUGGAAUAUGAGAGAUUAUUUUCUAUAUUCAUAUGGGAAUCCUCUUAAUGAGCAAUUGGGUUGUGCCUACAUUACACAAUUUGUAAAUAGCGUUGAGGAUUACUUAAACGGGAAAUCUCGGAUGGUAGCUGACCUGAAAUUUGGUCAUGGAUUUACUGAGAAGAUUGUACUUACUACGUUGGGUGUAUUUAAAGACGAAUAUCCACUUACAGCAGAUUUGACUCUCGAACAAAUGAAAAGCUUAAAGUAUAUAACACAAAAAGUUUUAUAUUGGACUUCUACUAUAUACUUUGAAAUUUAUACUUCUCCAGGCAAAGAUGUAUUAAUGCGACUUGUAGUUAAUUUUGAACCAUACAUAAUUCCGGAUUGUGAUGGUGAAUAUUGUAAAUGGAGUAAAUUUAAGGAUAUUUUAAGUGGUAAGAUUAAUUGUGAUUUUG